Suillus clintonianus is the source of this 1582-nucleotide messenger RNA. RefSeq lists its product as uncharacterized. Gene Ontology annotation, molecular function: glutathione transferase activity. The record is from RefSeq and is a predicted model, not a curated record. The coding region runs from base 353 to 1156 and encodes 267 amino acids. Gene Ontology annotation, biological process: glutathione metabolic process. The transcript is spliced from 4 exons. Lineage: Eukaryota; Fungi; Basidiomycota; Agaricomycetes; Boletales; Suillaceae.
AAUUGUCACCAUUAUGCAUGGACAGCGAAGAGCGUCCGGUACGUGAUCAUAUUCUCCAUCAGUGGUGAUUUGUUGGUAUUUGCAUUUGCUCCGACUCCCCAAAGGCAAGGUUGACGCAAAGCUGUUUGUCCUUACUGUGUUGGAGGUUAAAGAAAUUGUAUGGAGGAGAUAACAACAAUAUCUGGACUCCUGCGUAUUGAUGCCGUAUAAAUAACGUAGUCAAGCUUACAUCAAAUGAUUAAGGUUGACACUAGAGGAAAGGCACUUCAGUCAGCAGAAUGAUGCACACGCAAUCACUCUCAAGCGCUCUCGUCCAUCAAAGGGCUUGGGUUCUGCUGAGCUUGUAACAUCCAUGGCAUCCACAUCCACAUACCAUAUCCACAUCACCUAUUUUCCUAUGCGAGCGCGAUGUGAGCCGGUGUUAUACAUUCUCGCAGAUUCGGGGGCCCAAUUUGAGUACGAAGAAAUUCCCCUUAUGAAGUGGGGGGAGAUGAAGAAGACAGGCCAAGUGACGCCCGCGAUAUUUCCAUAUUCUGGCGUGCCUGUUCUCCGUGUAACAGACGAGAGCUCUGAACAAAGGAGCGAAUUUCUGCUUGGAGAGACUUCAGCUAUCCUGUCUUACCUUGAGGAGAUCCUAGCACCGCCAGGAGCUACGUUGAACAAAGACCUCCCACUGCAAACCCGUGUGCGCACUCAAAUGAUCCGGGAAGCAUCUUUGUUCUUUACCAACAGGGUAUGGCAAAUGAGUGUGGAAAAGGAUUGGCUAGCACCACCGUCACGAGAUAAAAUUUGGAAGGCAAUCGUCGUACGAUACCUGCGCAACACAGAAGCUGCACUCAAAGAACUGCAGAAGGAGACGAAAGUAGUGCCAGCAGAGACGGACCAAUUGACUGCGCUUCAUGCAACAGUGGCAGCAGCCAUCACGUUUAUAGUGCAAGUAUUCCCAUCUGCCAAGCUGGGGUUGGGGUCUGGUGGGCAUUUUCCGUUGUGCAGGCAGCUAUGGAAGGCAGUUAUGACUCGCCCAAGGAUUGUUGCUUAUUGGGAGGAACAUAAGAUUGCCGAGAAGGCAUGGACGAUAACAGAGUAUGGGACAGCAGAGUGGAUUGCAAAGGAAGCAGCAAAGUAUGACUCGCCGUGGUUGCUGGUCAAGUUAUGACAGGCCGGGAUGUGUAGUACGUUCCCAAAAUCCACGUGAUAUGGGUGAUGUUCACUGCGUCUGACGCCAGUUAUAGGAGACUUACUGUAUGAUCUCGUGUCUCUUAAUGGUAUAUAGAUCCCGUCGUUAUUGCGAUUGGCAAAUGACACCGUAUCCCGCUCAGCGAGCGUAACUGGCAAAUGACCUCGCUUCUCAUGCACGCGAAAUGCCCCACAGGCCUCUCAUAAACAAAGCGGGAGUGUUUUUCGAAAUAUUCACUAUACGUACAAAUAAGUACUAGGCAGUCGAACCUGCAGUGUCGAGGGCAACAGCGAUGUGGUGACAUUCCAAUGGCACUACAAGCAAGCUACGAGGAUUAUCUUCUGAGUGGGGAUUUCUGCGAAGAAUGAGUACGUUGAAAACAAAGUUCAAUUGAAAGCCCGGAGA